CGUAAAAAACUGCAGCCCGGCAGGAGGUUGGACCCCGGGCACCCCGACUACGGCGGGCAUCACCUGGCACACCAGCGCCCGCAGGAUGCCCAGGCUGCAGCGGCAGCAGCAGCAGUUCCAGCAGAAGGGCCAUCAGCAGUGGAACCAAGGCGACAGGGUCCUGGCAGGCCCUGUGCCCGCUACCACUGACCAUCGCCGGCCAGCCGGGCUGCAAGCGGUGGUGGAUUUACAGCGCCUUUCACCACUCUGAAACCACAUCAGAACCUGCCUCCCACCAGUCAGUUACAAGAGACUCUCCACCAUCUUGGCUCUCGGACGCCAGAGAGAACCGGCUGCCGAGGUCCUGUUUAGGAUGAAUGUGAUUUGGAGAAACUGCAUUUGCCGUCUGAGGCACGGGAAGGUGCCACACAGACACCAGAGUGGCAGCCACCCAGUAGCCCCUCUGGGGUCAAGGAUUUUAACUGACCCUGCCAAAGUUUUUGAACACAACAUGUGGGAUCACAUGCAGUGGUCUAAAGAAGAAGAAGACGAAGCUAGAAGAAAGGUGGAGGAGAACUCAGCCACACGAGUCUCUCCAGAAGAGCAAGUUAAGUUUGAAAGUGACGCUAACAAAUACUGGGACACAUUUUACCAGACUCAUAAGAAUAAGUUCUUCAAGAAUCGGAAUUGGCUGUUGAGGGAAUUUCCUGAAAUUCUCCCUGUUAGUCAAAACAGUAAAGAGAAAGUGGGAGAAUCAUCCUGGGAUCAAGUCAGAAGCAGCAUCUCAAGAACGAAAGGAACAGAAACCCAACGUCAAGAGAGUUUUGUCUUAUCAGAACCUGGGGGCCCCGCCUUGGAAGAAUACAGCAAAGGACCCAGGAAGACAGAGCAGUUUCCUGGUAGCAAUGCCACUUUUCGAAUACUAGAGGUUGGCUGUGGUGCUGGAAAUAGCGUGUUUCCAAUCCUGAACACCUUGCAGAACAUUCCAGGGGCCUUUCUUUACUGCUGCGACUUUGCCUCUGAAGCUGUGGCGCUUGUAAAGUCUCAUGAGUCUUACAGCGAAGCCCACUGCUCCGCCUUUAUUCAUGACGUGUGUGACGAUGGCUCAGCCUACCCUUUCCCGGACGGGCUCCUGGAUGUCGUUCUCCUUGUCUUUGUGCUCUCUUCCAUUCACCCUGACAGGAUGCAAGCUGUUGUCCACCGACUGUCCAGGCUGCUGAAGCCCGGAGGGAUGCUAUUGUUCCGGGAUCAUGGAAGAUACGAUAAUGCUCAGCUUCGGUUUAAGAAAGGGCGCUGUUUAUCUGAAAAUUUUUAUGUCCGAGGAGAUGGUACCAGAGCCUAUUUCUUUACCAAAGGGGAAGUCCAUCGUAUGUUCUGCGGGGCUGGAUUAAAUGAAAAGCAAAAUCUGGUCGACCAUCGCUUGCAAGUCAAUAGGAGAAAGCAAGUGCAAAUGCACCGAGUAUGGGUUCAAGGAAAGUUCCAGAAACCAUUGCCCUGGACUCCACGGAGCGGAGAUUAGCAUUCACUCCAUCCCGAGGCUGAACCACGUGUCAUGUUAAAGUACGACACCGGGGCAUGAUGUCUUUUAAAGAGUUCUUUUCCGAAGACAGCAGAAGAGCGUCUGCAGCUCUGCCAGUCUGCUGUCAGUGUUCUCAGGACAUCUUAAGAACACAGAUGUGACUUGAAAGAGUGUCCCGUCCUCUGGGGUUUCAGAACUUGAAAAAUAUGUUUGGUUUUGUUUCAUCUAACCAUGUUCCCUUGAAUUGUGUGACUUUGAAUUAAAAGUUGAUAUUAGGCUUAUAGUUUUGAGAAAUGUAACCCAGCCAUGUUUCAGAAGUGGAAAAAUGAUCUACUUUAUUGUUGGGUGUGAUAAAGCAGUCAAACUGCCCUCUGCUGUCAGCGGGAUCAGAGUCACAGUGUGCCCUGUCCUUAGAGGGACUUGUAAGCCCAGGAUGAAGGGUUCCUGCAUUUUGUUUUGUUCUUAUCUAUUUUCUCUUAACCCCUGCCCCCCCCACACACACACACACUAGCAUCUGAAACACAACUUUAGUUUCUCUUCCUUUCCAAAAAAUGGGGAAGUGCGGCUCUUGUUAACAUCACUUCUGGGCUAUUCUUAGAUAUGCAAAUCAUCUCUGAGACUCUGUGUUGUGGUGGCUAGUUUUAAUUGUCAACUUGACACAAUCUAGAAUCACCCAGGAAGAGUCUCAGAUUGUCAGUUGUCUGUGAGAGGUUGUCUUGAUUGUGUUAAUUGAGGUGGGAAGACCUGUCUACUAUGGGCGGUACUUUCCCUGGGGGCGGACCCUAAACCAAGUAAGCGUGGGAAAAGCUGAGCCCUGGCACACCUGUAUUCAUUCCCUCCUGGCUCUUGACUGUGGUGUUACCAGUUGCUUCAAGUUCCUGCCUCCUUGACUUCCUGCUGUAACUGGGUGGAUGGUAACCUGGAGUCCUGGGGCAAAAUAAACCUUUUCUU
Molecule: messenger RNA, 2449 nt
Organism: Apodemus sylvaticus (European woodmouse)
Lineage: Eukaryota; Metazoa; Chordata; Mammalia; Rodentia; Muridae
Gene: Mettl8
Product: methyltransferase 8, methylcytidine
Exons: 11
Coding region: 353-1498 (381 amino acids)
Molecular function (GO): tRNA (cytidine-N3)-methyltransferase activity
Source: RefSeq, a predicted model, not a curated record